AGCUGAAGCUCUUAUCACUGGGGAAAUCAUUCCCCGCUGAGCUCUUCUCCACAGCUCUUUUUUUGUUUUGCAACAAAAUUUUAAGCCUCCCAAAACCGAAUUUUGGGAUUAGAGUGCUUUUAAGCUAAUGGAUUACCUUUGUUUUAUUUCUUUGAGCUAUUGAUUAUUGUGUCACAACCGUCCUUAAUUCAGCAGCUUCGCAUCACGUGUUUUCACACGCUUGCUGUCACCAUGUCAGGCAUUCAGCAAGAUAGCGCAGGGUCUAAUGGAUCAGAUAAUCCCUCGGCAUCAUGGUCCGGCACUCCUGCUGCUGAGACCGAACAACGACAACAACAAACUCCUAACGCGGGAAGUUAUUAUGAGAUGGACUGGGGCAAUUCAAUUUUGGGGCCACCUGACUUUUCAAAUUUAUACCAGCCACAAGGAGUGCUUCUUGAGGAUCCAUCUGAUCAGAGAGCACCAGCGCAAGGAUUCACAAUCCCUAGUCCAGUAGUCACGUCGUCAGGCGAGCAAAGUAACCCAAACACUGCACCGGACAUAUCUGCUGCGGCCGCUAGAUCGCAUGGCCAUAAUCAACUCAAAAGAAAAGCUGAUCCAAAUAUCUCAUCAGGAUCAAGGUCUGCUCCUUCAGCCACUCCAGCUAUUUCGAUUGGAGAAGAUGCCCGGGGUCCUUCACAGAAACGAGCUACAGUUCAUGCUCCCGAGGAUGAGUCUGAAGAUAAACUCACGCCAGAAAACCCUUCCUCUUUCUUCCCAAAGCACAAAAAUGAAUCACGCCCUCCCAGCUCGUCACUGCAAAGCCUAAAACCGGUCAAUGGGCUGCGCCCUACUCCACCCCGUCGCGCUUCAGGUGGGGAAGGAGUUUUGAUCACAGAUCCGCCUGGAAUUCUAAGAACGAUUGAUGGAAAACAUCAUCUCGAAACUGAUUUGGCAUUACCACACGACAAAGUAUUCCCAAUUCAAAUUGGCUCCGAAUUGUUCCGGCUUUCGGGUGCAUCAUUAUCGUCCGAUGCACCCUCUUACUUUUCGCAAUUCUUCCGCAAACAACUGGAGGAGAGCGGCGAUAAUGCUGAAAACAUAAGAACUCUAUACAUUGAUAGAGACCCAGUCGUAUUUCGGGAUAUCUCGCUUCACUUACAAGGCUACUAUGUGCAACCAAGAGAUGUGACACACUACGUGAAGCUGUUUUCAGAUGCUCAAUUUUAUAGCUUGCCCAGGUUGAUAUCGCAGCUUUUCGAGUCGGAAAUAUUUGUUGAGAUUGGAGGACGGUCUUUCCAGAUCCCACGUGAUAUUUUUUCUGGCCCUGGUGAUUCACCAAACUUCUUUUCACUUGGAUUUGGUCUUUUCUUCUCCACGCCAGCUCGAACAUUUCCCGGUUUGGAUCGGGUCGGAUUGCUUCGUCCACCUUCUAUCCAGCCUCCAAAUGUGCCUAAUCGGUCAGCCGACACAUUCGCCGACCUAAUUCAUCUUUUGCGCGGAUAUCCUGUGCAUAUCCGAAACGAAGAACAUCGUGCCGAACUAAUCCGAGAUUGUCGGUAUUUCCAUCUGCGUGGGCUGGAACAGAAGCUCAUCCCACAUCACAUUAGCUUCAAUGCUCAGCGCCAUCGAAGCGAGAUUGUAAUUCGAUUGGAAGAUGUGAAGCCCUCGGGGAUUUUGGUCAAGGAUGAUCCUUUACCGGCGGUCAACCAAGCUUCACCAAUUGCCUGGGUCAAUUACGCCCGACCCUUUGCCGAUGGAGCUUCGUAUGAACUCGUCCUUCAAAUCAGCGGGGAAAGCACACGGCUAAACGUUGGUGCCCGCCGAGCAGAUUUUCAUGGCAAGGACAAAGCCCGCAUUAGCAGUUUAUUUCAGGUGAUUGCGAAUAAAAUGAAUCUACCAGUCAAUCAACCUUUGGGGCUCUUGAUGAUGUCCGGCGGGGGCGUGGCGAAGCAGCCUGUGAGCCCCGGAAACACACCUUUGAGCGAGGACUUGGUCAAGAUUCAAGUUGAUAAGCACGCAGACAUUAUUCUAGAUGGCGAGCCAUAUCGGAUGGACCAUGAGGUGGAUGAGGAUGAUUCAGGCCUCCCCACUUCUGGUCCUGCCGGUACGACGCCGUCUCCAGGAUGGUCCGGACCUCGGGUCGGGCAGUCCCCAGUGUCGCAGGCAAAGGCGGGUAAAAAGAUUAAACGAAGGGAUAGCAGAGAGGAGGCUGGUGAAUGGAUAGUAAGAACUGGACAGUGGCGCUUGCGCGUGCAACCGUGUCAAGAAGAAGCAGCACGGGGUAGAAUGGAACUGGUCUUGGUGGCAGUCAAACUUGAUGCAUACAGUGGCCAGCUUGGAAGGAAUCGCCAGCGACCAUUCUUGACAUACUGAUACCAGACAUGUUUUGAAGACUCUUUGGACUGCGCCCUUCUAGAUUGCCUAUAUAAGCAUUGACGCCAACUCCUCGUUGAACACCAUAUAUGCAUCCACUAUAUUCUUCCAAUCACACAUACAUAUUCACACCAUCUCUGCAGCAAACACGUCGAAAUUGCGAAUAGCUUCUAGGAGUUUUUAAACAAAGGUUGAGCACCGAGAGUUACUCUGGAUCAAGGUCACGUGAGCUAAUGGGGCUGA
Molecule: messenger RNA, 2595 nt
Organism: Xylona heveae TC161
Lineage: Eukaryota; Fungi; Ascomycota; Xylonomycetes; Xylonales; Xylonaceae
Exons: 5
Coding region: 232-2352 (706 amino acids)
Source: RefSeq, a predicted model, not a curated record